GACCUUGACCUUAUUGGUAGUGUAUUUUAGACUACGACACGUAGUUCAGAGGUAUUAAGUAUAUCAUUACUAUAUUAACAUCGCAUCUGCGUUGAUUAGUAGCAUGCGUGCAGUUCACACCUAUGAUUUGUGUCGUUUCUGCUCGACCUGACAAUGCGAUGAUGUUGCCGACUCGGUCCAGCGCCAGAAGCAAUGACUAUAAUCAGAAUCAGUGUUUGGUUUGAAUCUGUUCUUCAGUGAACCCAUGUUGUCGAGACAUGUAAAACAUCAACAUUGUCUGAUCUUUUCUGUGCUCAGACACAUUUUCAAAAGUCAGAUUAAGACAAUAUUUACAAAGAGAGGACCAGUCAAACAAUUCCCAACAACCGACAACCUACCAAGAUGUACGUCUGCAUUAAAUGGAGCAAUGGCCAAAAGAAAAGCACCUGAGGGAAUCUUCACUAACCAACUUCAAACCAAGAUGGCAGACAUACGUGUGGUAAAAGACAGUUCUCCUGCAUGUUGCAUGGAAGCUGUGGUCAAGGCAGAGGCAGAUGAUGUGAAAAUGGAAGGACAAGUGGCUAGUCAGGCAUUGUGUAAACCUGCCAAAUCUUCGGUGCUGCAGGAUCCUUUGAGUUUUAACACUGACAAUAAUUCUAGUGUUUCAGACAUCGUUGAUGGUCAGAGGCUCUUUAACAUUGAAGAGGUCCUUCCCACUGUUGAUCCACUUUCCGUGAGUGAUUCCAGUACCAAAAUGUCUGCAUCAGAUACUGCUAGUGAUGUUCAUUCUUCUGAAUCCUUGCAACCAAUUUUUUCUUGUAUAAAAGAUUCAGGAAAUAUUGCAGGGAGACAGCAACAGCAUUUCAGCGUGAAAGAUACUGAAACAAAUUUACCUGAACAUUUUUCAGAUAAAAAUCUGAAUUCAGCCUGUGAAAAAGGAAUGGUGGGAACUUCCAAAGUUGUAGAAAAACAUUUGGACAAUGAGAAAGUAGUUUUACAAAAGAGAAAAGCUGAAGCUUGUGAGAACACUGUGAUUACCAGAGCUAAAUCUGCUUCCAAUCCAUCUAAACUACUUAAGACAGGAAGCAUUGAUAAGGAUACUAAACACAGCAUGACUACUGGACACAGCAAGGAUACAGCAAGGAUACACAAUGUAUCGGAAACAAAGCAUACUGAAUAUAGCAAGGGUACAGAAUACAGCAAGGGUUCUAGAUACAGCACAAGUACUGAAUAUAGCAAAGAUACAGGAUAUGGCAAAGGUGCUGGAUAUGGCAAAGGUACUGAAUAUAGCAAAGGUGCUGAAUAUGGCAAGGAUAAAUCUACAAAAUGUAUGGAAGGGAAACAACAACAGACUGGAAUGUCUGUUGACCCUGUGGAAUAUGACAAAGCAGAUAAAGUACAAUCUGUUUUGAAGAAAAAAACAACAAACAAAUCUACUAGACAAAAUUUUUAUUCUAACAAGAUGGGUGCUUCAGAUUCUACUAAGGUUCCUACUGAUACCACUUCAAAAGCUGAAGGUAGCAUUGCUUCAAGGCAAACAGUCUCUGCUCCGUCUAAGUCUGCAGCAGUAAUUUCAUCAAAGACUGCAGCUGGUUCUGUUUCAAAGCUGAAAACUCCUGCUGCAUCUGCUACUAAGACUGAAGCUGUUGUUGCUAAGAAAGCAUUUGAUGAGUCUACAUCAACUUACAAUACUGCAGCAUCACAGGCAAUGACUACAUCUAAGUCCAAGUGCAGUUCAUCCAACAAAGCUGCAGCAGCGGCUGCUACAAACCCCGGAGCUGGGUCUGUCAACAUACCCCCCACAAAAUCGAAAAGCAGAAGUCGUGUCAAAUCUGCAGGAGCUGAUACUGCAAAAGGUGCUAAGGAUUCUGAAAACCUAGGAGCUGUAUCUGCUAAGAAACCCAAAAGGCGGGCUGAUCCAAAAGUCAAAACUGGGCUUACAUCUGCAGGACUGGAUGUUUCUGCAGGAAAUACGUUAUCAAGUCCUAGUUCUGUGACUGGUUCUACUUCUAGAAAUGAAGCUGUCACUACAUCCGAGACUGCAGGAAGUAAAUCACUCAAGUGUGGAUCUACAACAACAAGUGCUUCACAUGAUGCUCAGUCUGGAUGUGUUGCUGAAUCAGAUGCAAAAUCUAAAGAUGAGCACAUAAUAUGCACUUCUAAACAUGCCACUACCAAACCUGAAAAGGCUGCUUCAAGGGCUGUUUCUACUUCUGAAUUUAAAAAUUCUACAUCUUCUGAACCCAGUGUUCUUAAUUCUUCAAACUCCAGUUCUCUGCCAUCCAUACAGACAAAUAUACAUUCAGGUGACCAUUUAGUUACAAAGAAAAAAAGUAAAUCAAGCAUUUUGCCUCCUAAGCUUCUUGAAGAAGUAAAGGAUACCAUAAGAAAAAAUGUUACAAAUGUGGCCAGACAAGUCUUAGAUUUGGAAGAUGAAUCUGGGGGGUCGACACUUGAGUGUGCAGCAAACCUGGUGCAGGGAUCAGGGUCAGAUUUAUCAGAAGUUGGUAUGGUAACCAUGACAGAUGAAAAGACAGUUAGCACAAUGGCUGCAGAUGAUGAGAACUUCCAGAUGUCUUUGCCUUUUGCCCAGACUGAACCGGAUUCAGAUGUUGAUGGAGUUUAUGACAUUUCAUCUUUGUUUUCAGAUAAUUUUCAUCAUGAAUAUAUUCUAAGUAAGCGAAGGGCAGGGAAGGCAGCUAAAAAGAGAACACAGAAGGAAGAACGAAAGAAGAAGAAAUAUUUGGAAGAGAAGGGCAAGGUUGUUGAUGAUGAAGAAAGAAAACCAAUAAAAGCACAGCCCAAUUACUUCAUUGCUCUUCAGAUAACAAAUCCACAGAUCAAGGAAAGACUGGCAGCUGUUCAAGAAACGAUACUGGAAAAGAAUGAACGCCUCGAGAUGAUCAUGGUUGACAUUUACACCGUGCACGUUACCCUGAUGGUGAUGUGUAUACGGUCAAAAGAUGACAUGGCCAGAGCACAUCUUGCCUUGAACCAAUGUGGCAGCAUUCUGAAGUCGACAUACGAGUCACGGUUACUGGAGCUGAAUCUUUGUGGACUUGGCACGUUUAAGAAUCAGGUUGUUUUUGCAAAGAUCAGCCCAGGUCCUGCUCUAGAAGAAAUGGAGAGCAUUGCAGAAUCUGUUCGUCGACUAAUGAAUGAACAUUCAGUGCUUGAGACAGACAAAAGACCAUUCAACCCUCACAUCACCCUCAUGAAAAUGUCAAAAGCCAAUUACUGGUUCAGGAAGAACGUUGCCAAACACAUUGAUCCAGAUUUGUAUAAGGAUUUCCUGACAGAAGAUUUUGGAUGCCAAGAAGUGACCAAACUGCAGCUCUGUUCCAUGGCACGGACAUCAAGAUCAGGAUAUUACCAAAUAGAACAUGUGGUAUAUUCAGGGCCACAUAAUCAUGACAACAGCACAAAAACAAAGAGAACCCUCCAGAAGAAUGACAACACUGUCGCGGAGAAAGACUUACAGGAACAGAGUAGGAAAAUAGUCGACUUCAGUCUUCACGCAGCUGUCUGUCGGCUCAAAUGGGAAUCAGAGGAGACAACUGACCAACCGUCUCAGCAGGAGGCUAGUGCUAGUACAGGGAAUGAUGUCAGUAUGGUGGAAAAUGAAGCAUCAGAAGGUGAAGUUGAAACCAGAAAACUGGAUGAUGGUAAAGCACAGAUAACAGAUAGGAUCGAAGCUUUAGGAGAUGCAGUGGCAAAGUCUUGCUUAGAGGAAGCAUUUAGCGAGAUGAAGCAUCAACGAGAUCGUGAAAUUAUAGUUACAGAAAAUGACAACUUGUGUAAAACAGGUGAAGAGAGAUUGUCUCACAACAUGCAGUCUGAGAAUGAUGGAUGUGAUCAGAUGAAAGGGCAACAAGAGUUAAAUAUGAUGGAAAAACAAGAAUUAAAGACAGUCGAAAAACAAGAGUUAAAUACAUUGAAAAAUAACAAGAGUUAAAUAGAGUGAAAAACCCAGAAAGAGUUAAAUAUGGUUUGAAAACAAUAAGAGUUAAGGAUGGUGUAAGACCAAUAAGAGUUAAAGAUGGUGUAAGACCAAUAAGAGUUAAAGAUGGUGUAAGACCAAUAAGAGUUAAAUAUGGUGUAAGACCAAUAAGAGUUAAAGAUGGUGUAAGACCAAUAAAAGUUAAAUAUGGUGUAAAAACAAGUAAACUUUGGUGGAGUCUUGCCUUUCAGUCUUCUGUGAUUAAAGAUAAAGAGGAAACAAACUGACUCAGGAUAGAUUAUGUACACUUUACCAUCUUUUAACGAUUCAUUUACUGUGUAUAAUUUCACAACCAGUAACCUACGUGUGUAUUAUUUUGUUUGUGAUUGUUUUGUUGCAAAAUGAACACUAAUAAAUUAAACAAAUUUGUACAAAAGUUUUUCAAGUGAUUAGUGUAUAUAUUACCUUUGUAUGUGUACUUCUGGCAGUUUCUUUUCAAAUGGUGGCUUUUGGAAUGUGUGUAUUUGGGCUAAAAUUGUUUUGUUUCCAGUAAACAAAUCUUUGACAUUCUAUGCAAUCUAGUAAAUUAUUCUUUCAAAUCAUUGUUACACUUGUGCUAUACUGUUUGUAAGUAAAUUAUUACAUUUUUAGGUCUCCAAGAUCUAUUCUAAUCAUUAUUAUUCUAAUUAAUAUAAUUAUUAUUAUUAUUAUUAUUAUUAUUUUUAUUAUUAUUUAUUAUUAUUCCAACUCACUCUUUGCUUGCAUAUAUUUCGAAGCCUAUUCGGCCAAAACUUGUGACAUUUUUGUGGGACAUGACAUUUUUGUCUAAUGGGCAUAAAAAAGUGGGUCUAUUUUCUGCACAUGUUUUGUGUUCUCAUAAAAUUAAAACAUAUGGUUUUAGGGGAUAUGUUACUAUUCUGUCAAAAUUUAAGUCAUUACACCUUGAAAUUUUCAUAUAUAAAUAUAUUGUUAUAUUUCUGGAAUGUCAAAAAAAAAUCAUAGGUCACAGGACAAAAUAUUGAUCCACAGGCCAUAAAGUGAAUGGGUGUAUGAUUCACAAUGCUGUUUCGUUUUUCCAAUAACUAGUCAAACCCUUCAUGCUUUAUAAGAAACAAUUAGUGGAUAUUGCUUAAAAUUAAAUCCAGCAGACACACAAGUACAUAUCUUCGGUUCUAAAGCAGUUUUAAAUACAUUAGAACUAAAGAAAAAAAAAGACAUUUUAAAACAUUUACUAUUUGCUUUACAAUUGAAUACAAGUGUCUAAUAGUCAUUAUACUUUUUGUAAUUUUUGCACAGAUAUUAAAAAUGAACUGUUAUAAA
Gigantopelta aegis is the source of this 5239-nucleotide messenger RNA. RefSeq lists its product as uncharacterized. Bases 245 to 3934 code for a protein of 1229 amino acids. Gene Ontology annotation, molecular function: protein kinase A regulatory subunit binding. The transcript has 8 exons. The record is from RefSeq and is a predicted model, not a curated record. Lineage: Eukaryota; Metazoa; Mollusca; Gastropoda; Neomphalida; Peltospiridae. Gene Ontology annotation, cellular component: cytosol.